CUAUAGUGUUUAUCUCCAACCGGGUUUAUAACGGUAUAUUAACAUGCAUGGAUACCUGUAUAUUGUAACUUGUUAACCGUAGUUUUGGUCGACAAAUUUUUAUGAAGGAAUUAAAUUACGUUUAAAAAAAUCAGUCACCUUACCGUAAAUUUUAUACAGAUUUUGCAAAAUGAGGUUAUAGACCUUUGGGAAAAUUUGUCACGAAUUCGAAAGCACAUAAUACACAAUGGAACCGCCUGACUGUAGAAGAAAAAUGUAUUUACCAAUGGAAGCUCUCAAUAAUCACGACCUUCUGUCUCGGCUUGGGAAUGUAAGGUUAUUAAUGGUACCAAAAGAAACACACUGUGAUGAUCAAGAUGCUCAUAUCUUAGCCGAUGAUUCUGACUGGAUGAUGGCUGAAAAGAACAAGCCAAGAAGUCCACCAAUAUCACCAGCAGUACCUUGGUCAAGAACAACUUUUGAUUUUAAAUCACCUGAUGUCGAAUCGCCGUCUCCGUUGAAGCAUUCACCAGAAACGAGGGAUACACAACAAUCCAGUAAUGAACGAUCUCCAAUACCUGUAUAUAAAUCUGAUAUCAGAAAUAGUGAAAGCAUGAACCAAACACCCCAGUAUUACCAACCGUCUAUGUACAGAGAAAAUCAGUUAUUAAACACAAAACGUCAACUGUUCAGAUCAGAUACUAUAGCAGACAAACUCAGGGCUGUACAGAAUAGCCAUCAAGGAUCAGACAGACUAAGUCAAUUGUAUGAAUUGAUACAAUCAACAACCACCGAGAGCAGUAACAUACCAACUUCUCCAGUAUUAUCCACUGUCCAACCCAACCCAACUUACCAACCGUCUCAUCAAUGUCUCUGUCAUCACCAAACUUCAUUACAUAGCCAUCACCAUUCAUUAUCACCGCAUCAUAACGUCUCUAAAAGACGAAAAUAUGAAUCGCCUGUCUCAUCGAGUAAGAAAGAAAACGAAUCAAGUAAGACACCAUCAUGCACUUGUUCCUUGAUGGAAGAACAUUUUCUUCAAAUGGCAGAAACAGCAUAUAAAAAUAUUAGACGCAAAGAUACGUCGCCUGCCAGUUUUGAACAAUUCAAAAGGGAGCUAACUCACACUAAUGAUAUUUUAAAAGAAUCUGUGGACAUUCUGUUGAUGCAUCUCGUUCACACCCGAGAUUUUCGCAUGGAAUUUGUGUUUGCAUUUCGUAAAUGUUCCACUAAAAGUCAUGCUCAUAUUGUACUCUACUGUAAGUUGUUUGGGUUGUCUCAACUGAAAUAGAUAUCAGUCGUGUUUUGACUUCGUGAAGAUAUUUUCCAGAUAACUCAAAAACGACUUACUGGUAUAUGCUCAUUCUAAUGCAACGAUUCCACAUUUGAAUAUUUUAUUCCAAUGCAAAUUAUUUAUUUAUAAAUUAUAUUUAGAAGGUAAAUUUUUAUGUUUAUAAAAUUUGAAAAGAUUAUUUUCCGUCCUUGUAAAUAAAAAUGUC
This is a messenger RNA of Lottia gigantea (owl limpet), 1478 nucleotides long. RefSeq lists its product as hypothetical. The transcript has 7 exons. NCBI's taxonomy places the organism in Eukaryota, Metazoa, Mollusca, Gastropoda, Lottiidae. Bases 227 to 1270 code for a protein of 347 amino acids. The record is from RefSeq and is a predicted model, not a curated record.